Molecule: messenger RNA, 1635 nt
Organism: Phialemonium atrogriseum
Lineage: Eukaryota; Fungi; Ascomycota; Sordariomycetes; Cephalothecales; Cephalothecaceae
Product: MFS general substrate transporter
Exons: 4
Biological process (GO): transmembrane transport
Cellular component (GO): plasma membrane
Molecular function (GO): transmembrane transporter activity
Source: RefSeq, a predicted model, not a curated record
AUGGCUUGGGGCAUUCUCGAGCAUAAAUCGGGCUUAGCCAAUGUCCCUGGGACUGCCCUACUGGAGCAGGAAUCCGGCGACGAAGCCGUUCACCUUGAGCAUCUCAAGAAGACAGUCCGUGGAGGCGAGACCAUCAUUUUGGUUCCUCAACCCUCGGAUGAUCCAAACGACCCGUUGAACUGGCCCUUGUGGGCAAGAGACAUGCUCCUUUUGCUCUUUUCUUACUGCUGUAUUCUCUGUAUUGGCGGGAUCGGGCCCAUCUUGUCGUCCUUGGCGCUGGAUCUGACCAUCUUGUUCAAUGUUUCAUUUACGGACGUCUCGCUCCUCACCGGCUACAGCCUCUGCGCGACUGCGGCCUCGGGACUGUUCAUUUCGGCAGCGACUCACAAGUAUGGCAAGCGGAUGACUCUUCUUUUCUCCAUGGUUUUCGCCUUUGUUGGCACCACAUGGGGAGGCUUUUCUCAAUCUUACGGCUCUUUGCUGGGUGCCCGCAUUAUCCAAGGCCUCUCCGUCUCCUGGUUUGAGUCCGUCUUUUUCGCCAUUGUGGGAGAUCUCUAUUUCGUCCAUGAGCGAGGGGUUCGCGUCGCUAUAGUGACGACAUGCAUUGCCGGGAUAUCAAACCUACCUCCCCUUCUCGCCGGGAAGAUUGCCACAGCCCUGGGAUGGAGAUGGGUUUUCUGGAUGUUAGCCAUCUUCCUUGGCGUGGGCCUGGUUCUAUGCAUUUUCUUUGGAUGGGAGACAGCGUACAACCGUCAGGCAUUUUACAACACCGACUUGGCUUCCGAAGACAACCUAGAUUCUCUCGACGCAAAGCGGGCUGCUGGAGCCGCUUAUCAUCAUGGCGAAGUUGGUGAUGCUGAUGCCACGGCACUCUCAACAGCACAAACCACGACCGCAAGCGUUGCCGUUCCUCGAAAGUCCUUCAUUGCUCGUAUGCAUCCAUACUCGGCAACUUACUCGGAUGAGCCGCUGUGGAGACUUGCCAUCGAACCCAUCAUUGUCGUUUACAACCCAGCCGUGAUCUGGGCCAUCUUGUUGAUGUCGUUUCCGACGCUCUGGGCUGUGGCAAUCAACCUUCUCACCGCACAGAUCUUUUCGGCCCCGCCCUUUCUCCUCGACACGGCACAGCUGGGUUACCUUUCUGCCGGGCCGACCGUGGGUGGUUUCAUAGGCUCAAUCGCUGCGGCCGCUAUCUCUGAUCCCUUCAUCAAAUUCAUGGCACGCAGGAACAAGGGGGUUUAUGAGCCGGAAUACCGCUUGGUUCUCAUCAUCCCUGCCUUCGUGCUGUCGGCAAUUGGCUACUUUCUCUUUGGAGCUCUGAUCCAAGCGGGAAAGAGUCCCGUUGCAAUGGCCGCGCUGUGGGGAAUCACAGUAGCCGCGCUUCAGUUCAUGAUCAUGGCUGUCGGCACCUACUGCGUCGAUGCUUAUCGCACCAUCAGCGUGGAGAUUUUCAUCUCUACAAUGGUUAUCAAGAACUUCAUAUUCUACGGAUUCUCCUACUUCUUAAACGAUUGGAUUGCACGAUGGGGAGCACGGCGCAUGUUCUACUGUGUCGCGGGAAUCCAGAUUGGGUUGUGCCUGACUACUGUUCCACUGUAUGUCUUUGGCAAAAAGCUACGGGCUUGGUGGCACAAA